Messenger RNA from Blepharisma stoltei, 897 nucleotides. NCBI's taxonomy places the organism in Eukaryota, Ciliophora, Heterotrichea, Heterotrichida, Blepharismidae. The record is from the annotation of a GenBank genome assembly.
AUGAAUCUGACAGACCAAGAAAUUGAUUCCUUAUUUAAACCUAAGGCAGUUCAAAAAGACGUCGUCUGGGAACCCGACUAUUAUAUUGAGCUCCAUGGGAUCAAAUUUAGAGAUAUAGCUACAAUGCCCAGCUAUAGAAAGCAAGACUCAUUGAUCACUAAGAUCAGUCCUCUUCAGUCACCAGCUACUAAAUCGGACUCUGAUGGCGACACUUUACCCAUUCCGAAAGGGGAUUCUCCAUAUGCACUCGCUAAAAGAGUUGAGUAUGUUGACAAAGACCUCAAUAAAGCUAAAGAGCUCUAUCAGAAAGCAAUUGAUACGGGCCAUAGAACAGAAAGUGCAAUCAAAGACCUAGCAAGCAUCCUACACCAAGAAAAAAGAACUAAAGAAGCGUGCGAAUUACUAAUGAAAUACUCCCAUGUGUUCACAGACCAAGCAAAAUUCAAGAAUUUGUAUGAAAAUCUCAAUCGGCAAAUAAUUCCGAGUGGGAACUGUUUGAAUCAAUCAUUGAGACUUUCACCUUUAAACAGCCAUGAUAACGAAGCAACAGUAAAAAAAUUGUUUAAAAACCCUAGACGGAUACUUAGUAUUAAAAUAAAAACGGACCAUUCCAAGGUUAAAUUCGCAAUUAUUGACUUUGCUAGCCAUUCCGCUGCCAGAAAGACGCUUGAAAGCUUCCAUAGGUGGGAAAGAUAUAGAAUUGAUUGGCUAUCUGUGACUGGAGAAAUUGCAGCUCCGGUUAUCCAUCCUUACCAUAAGCGCCCUGACACAGGCAUUAAUAAUAAAAAGUCUGCAGAAAAUACGCCUCUAGCCAGCCCCUUAGAAAGAGCAAGGAAAGAUAAAGAUCAUACCUUUGCUGAGCAACUUUUGGGGAAAGACUUAUUUUCUGUGCUAUAA